Messenger RNA from Haliotis rufescens (red abalone), 2868 nucleotides. RefSeq names its product ankyrin repeat and BTB/POZ domain-containing protein 1-like. Lineage: Eukaryota; Metazoa; Mollusca; Gastropoda; Lepetellida; Haliotidae. Bases 470 to 1996 code for a protein of 508 amino acids. Gene Ontology annotation, cellular component: cytoplasm; ubiquitin ligase complex. The transcript is spliced from 15 exons. Gene Ontology annotation, molecular function: protein binding. The record is from RefSeq and is a predicted model, not a curated record.
UAUCUUCACCACGUAUGUAGUCCUAGUGAUAAGGUAUCAGCAACCUCGUUUCUGAUAGAACCUCGACCUUCUUAUCGACCCUUUGGCUUGGUCGAGGUCACGACACCUAUCACCACUCUUUAUGCGUCCCCGUUUACAGGCAUAUAUGAAAUGUGGGUGUGAUUGUACACAUAUAUACAAAGACGGAUCGGGAAGUCCAUGAUUUCAAACGUUUUCAAAACCUAUAUACACUAGCAAAGUGACGCUUAGAAUUCCCGGGUCGUACACUUGCAACCAGACAAAAAUAGACUGAGUCACGUGGUUCCAUGGUUACCUGGGAAAUCCUGAAGGCUUUCAUCACUGUCCUGUAGCGGAGUAUUGCUGAGUGUGGCGUUAAACAACGAACAAAUACACAGUGAUACCUAUCUCAACCAUCUUAAAGGAUCAUCAGCACCUUGCUUGGUUGAGUGGAACUUAGAACAAGGUCGGAAUGGCAAAAUAUGCAACAAGAGAAACCUUUGCUAAACACAAAGAUAUUUUCCUGUGUUGCAGAACUGGCAACUUAGGAAACCUAAAAAAGUUGGUGAAUAAGGAUGGCGUGAAUUUAAACAUCACAGAUGAAUGGGGCAACCCACCGUUGUAUCUGGCGUGUUUGUGUGGACAUAUUCAUGUUGUGGAAUAUUUACUCCAGCAAGGGGCCCGGUAUGAUGCAUCAAGUAUAGAUGGACAGAGGUGUUUUCUAUCAUCCCUCAACCAGAGAAUACGCGAUGUCCUGCGGCAAUACGAGACCAGUCUCUCAGUCGUGCAAGACAGACACCAUGAGAAAGAAUUCUCUUAUUUCCUCGACUGCUUGUACGAAAGGGUUCCUGGUUAUGACAUCCAACUAAUUGUGGACAACCACACGUUCUUGGCUCACCGGUCCAUCCUGUCUGCUCGCUCGGCAUACUUCCUCAACGUGUUCAAAUCCUCCACCAUCACAAACGGAACACUGGAGCUUGAUGUCAGCUUCAGUGUGGCAGGACUAGUGGCAGUGCUCCAGUAUAUCUACACAGGCAAGCUAGAUGUCAGUAUUGAAGAUGUCAGCUCAGUGAGGAAGCUGUUCAUGCACCUUGACUUCAACAAGACGUCAGAUCUACUGGACAGACCUGCUCAAGCUUCAGGAGACCAAUCAGUGGUCCACGUCCAGAGGAAAGUGCUGAGCGAGGAUCUGAAGGAGGACUUUGCUAAUCUGGCUUUUUCGGCUGUACCUCCACAGUUCUAUUAUCAGAUGCCGGGGGGAAGUGGACGGCCAGUCGGUGAUGAGCUGUUUUCAGAUGUUGUCUUUGCUGUGGAAGGUCACAAAUUUCAGUGUCACAAGGUGUUUUUCUACAGUCGAAGUGAGUAUUUCCGAGUGAUGCUUAUUGAGAAAGAGGCGGACAUCGUCCCUUCCUUUGAAGGUUACAGAUCUUCCAUAACACUGGAGGGAGUGUCAGCAGAAGACUUUGUCCAGAUUGUGUCCUACAUCUACACAGACACGUGUCAGGUGACCGCGGACAACUGCAUGGACCUGCUGAGCCUCUCUGAAAGGUUUGUGUUGCCAGGUCUGAAGCAGCAACUUCUGGUUGAGGUGUCAUCCUGUUUGAAACCUCUGACAGUAACAUCGGUCUACAGGACGGCCAAGGAACUACAGAUACCAAAACUGAAGGACGAGUGUGCGAGUUUCAUGGCAGACAACAUUGAUCAGAUGUCAACAAUGCCUGAGUUCCCGGAGUUGCUGAAGCUGGAGGCGUCCUGCAACACACACAGCGAGCUGAUAGAGAACAUCCAGUACUACAUCCGCAAAGACAGCAACACGUCGCACAAACAACAACUGGCCAAUCACAAGCUGUCUUGUCUCCAGAACGCCCUCAAUGCUGCUGGCAUUCAGGAGAAUGUGCCGUUUCUGAUGGUGGAGACGGGGCAAACCACAAGGUCUGGCGCAUUCACUCACCCAGGCAGAGCCAGGAAGAAAUCUGACAGUGAUUGUGUGAUUUUGUGAAGAUUUAGACAGAUAUGAAUGUUUCACUGAAUGCUCAGUGUUUUUGUUCAACCUUGGUGUGCCUCACAACUGGCGUUGUAUGACCUUUGUGGAUGUUCAAGGUUCGAACUACUUCAUUUUGUGUGUUCUAGGCAGGGACUGGUCCAUUUUACCUGUUCAAAAUUUGAACUGGGCCCUUUUGCCAGUUCAGAAUUUCAACUUGGCCAAUUUACCUUUCAGAAUUUAUGAGUGGAUAAAUUUUAUAUUCAUUGGCUUACAUAACAUGCAAAAUGAUGACAUGACUAUACGAAGUGUGAUAUAACAUGUAUUUAACAUAACAUCUUGAAAUUACUUAUUGACAUUGCUUAAUACAGCCAUGUCUGUUUAGCUAAUAAUAUUAAUUUGACAUAUAUCAUUUUACCUCGGCACACCUCACUAGUGAACUGCUACACUUUCAGCGUACAUAUCAAUAUAUAUGUGGUUGUGCUUCUUAAGGUUACCAGUGUUGGUCCGCUUUUCGCCAGUUUAACUUUCCACUUAAUCACUGAAAUAUGGAAAGUUUGAAAGCUAAAAAUCAGUCUUGUAUUAGAUUUUAAAACUCUGAUUUUAGAAGAGAGAAAGAACAGAAAAUGGUAGUUUGCUAUAUAUGUGUUUUUUAUGCCUUGAUCUGGAAGUCUGAAUUUCAGACCCAUUUUCAAUGCAAUCAUAAAUCUGAUUUUGUUAAUUUUUCUUUUUUGACUCUCUUUCAUAUUUGUGGUUUCAUGUGGAAACUCAUCUUCCUGAGGCAAGGGAGUUUACUGACUGUAAAAGUCAAGUUUCCACCCUUGCCGAACUAGGUUGGAAUUUCUGGGCAUGAUUGUACUGCCACCAGUGACUAUUAGGAGUUAUGUCCC